This is a messenger RNA of Octodon degus (degu), 1174 nucleotides long. It is a transcript of the gene Dbndd2, whose product is annotated as dysbindin domain containing 2. Lineage: Eukaryota; Metazoa; Chordata; Mammalia; Rodentia; Octodontidae. Gene Ontology annotation, biological process: negative regulation of protein kinase activity. The transcript has 4 exons. Bases 235 to 714 code for a protein of 159 amino acids. Gene Ontology annotation, cellular component: cytoplasm. The record is from RefSeq and is a predicted model, not a curated record.
CCGCUGCCUCCGGCCGCCGGGCGAGAGUGGAGCGACAGUGCCCGCCGCCGCCCCUCCCCCACUUCCGCCUCCCGCCUCUUCCUCGUUCCCGGCUCCCAGAGCCGUGCGUCCCCGGGGAGACCCAGAGGCGCAGCCCCACCCUGGCCGGCGCGGCUCACUCCCACGCCCCCGCCGCCGCCUCGUCCGGGCGGACAGACUGAGUCAGCGGGGGCGCCGGGCACUGCAGGGGUUGAUAUGGACCCAAAUCCUCGGGCAGCCCUGGAGCGCCAGCAGCUCCGCCUGCGGGAGCGGCAGAAAUUCUUUGAGGAUAUUUUACAGCCAGAGACAGAGUUUGUCUUUCCUCUGUCGCAUCUGCAUCUUGAGUCCCACAGACCCCCCAUAGGUAGUAUCUCAUCCAUGGAAGUGAAUGUGGACACACUGGAGCAAGUGGAACUUAUUGACCUUGGGGAUCAGGAUGGAGCAGAUGUGUUCUUGCCUUGUGAAGAUCCUCCCGCAACCCCCCAGACAGCUGGGGUGGAUGACCAUCCAGAGGAGCAGAGCUUGCCGGUGCUCACGCCAGACAGGACAACAUCCCGGACUUCCUCCUCGUCCUCUGACUCCUCUACCCACCUGCACAGUCCAAAUCCAAGUGACGGUGGAGCAGACACUCCCUUGGCACAGUCUGAUGAGGAGGAGGAUAGGGGUGAAGAAGCACAGCCCAGAACCUGCAGCUAGCAGAGGGCCCCUCCUGCAGACUGACUGAGCUGGCUGUUCUCCACAUGAAACCCUAGACCCAGCCAGAGCCCUUUGGGAGGAUCCAGACACUUUACUUACAGUGGGCAUCAAAGGGAGGGAAGGAUGGUGGGGUGAUGGACAUCUCUGAGAAUUAACCUUCUCCUGCUUUACUGAUAACCUUGUCCUGCUGCAACCUUCCCUCCAGUUUUUGGCUUGCUCCUGAGGUAGGACUUACAAGUGUGGAGAUGGAAGAUGAGGUAGGACAGGAUGCCACUGCUUUUCUUAGCACACCUCCCUCCCCCACUCUAUUCUGUAGUCUUCCAGUAGCCUCCUAAACCAGAGUCUCUAAGUGGAAGUGAACUCAUUAGCACUCCAAUGAGGUGGCACUCCAACUAUUUUUCCUCCUUACAUCCUUCUUUGGAAAGGACAUGGUAUAAAUAAUAAACAAGUAACAUACCAA